Molecule: messenger RNA, 2527 nt
Organism: Paramacrobiotus metropolitanus
Lineage: Eukaryota; Metazoa; Tardigrada; Eutardigrada; Parachela; Macrobiotidae
Product: WD and tetratricopeptide repeats protein 1-like
Exons: 6
Coding region: 332-2365 (677 amino acids)
Biological process (GO): negative regulation of fatty acid biosynthetic process
Cellular component (GO): Cul4-RING E3 ubiquitin ligase complex; cytoplasm
Molecular function (GO): protein binding
Source: RefSeq, a predicted model, not a curated record
GUCCGAGGGUAAACAGCUGUUAAAGCAACUGCUGUAGCAAAAUAGUGAUGUUUAUUUUUAAUAAUAUUAGAGAUUUUUCAUUUUUGAUUUACAAAAACGAUUAUGGAUGAGUUUUAGCGAUUAUGGAUGAGUCUUCCCAGUCCUAAGAGCCUCGGUUUUCUACUUCCUGUGGAUUUUGUAGUUGUUUAAAGACUGAAUUGUUCCUUUUUCGGUAUGGUUUUGGUUCCUUGCGAAAGCUUGACGUUUCAGAUACAGUAAUCACGACGCAUUGCAGACAGCUGAUUAUGAACUUUGAAGCCAUAGAAAAACUAUACUAGUCUCCUGCACAAUAAUGGAUUUCCCACAUGAUAUCUGGUCACAGCACCGAAGUCCCUAUGGACCCUUCGGGAUUCGAAACAGUGUUGCUGUUUCUUUCGAACGACAGCUGGGCUUAUUAAGCCAUGAACAAGUGCGAAUUCGUCAACAGUUCACGGAUGAUUUGGUUGCACGACUGGGACUCUCGGGCGAGCUGCGAGGACACGAAGGUUGCGUUAACUGUCUCGAAUGGAGUCAGGACGGCAGCCUGCUGGCCAGCGGCAGCGAUGACUGUAAAAUUCGCAUAUGGAAACCGUUUCUACCUCACCCCAGACGGUCCGCGCAUGUUAUCAACAGUGGGCAUCUGGGGAAUAUUUUUGGGGUGAAAUUUCUUCCGGAUGGAUCGGACAGAAUGGUUCUCUCAUGUGCUGCGGAUAUGACUGUCCGUGUGCACGACAUGAACUUUGAAGAAGUCCUGCAUGUGUUUUCUUGCCAUGUCAGUCGGGUCAAGAGGUUGGCUACAUCGCUGGACAGUCCUUCGGUAUUCUGGAGUGCGGGGGAGGAUGGUCUGGUUCUGCAGUAUGAUCUGCGCGAGCCGCGACGCUGUGAUCAGCAUUCAUGCCGUGAUGUUCUGAUUAAUCUCAAUGCCUACACACAGGCACCGGAAAUCAAGAGCAUUGCCAGUAAUCCUGUGCGUAUGGAAUAUUUGGCUGUUGGGGCUACGGAUUGUUAUACGAGAGUUUAUGAUCGACGAAUGCUGACGCUACAGUCCAUAAAGUAUCCCAUGAUACAAGAAGAAUAUCCCCGCCGCCACUCGUGGUUAAUGAAUCAGCCGUACGAUGACAGCCAUCGCGUGCUCCCGCCAGGCUGUGUGCGUUAUUUCACUCCAGGCCAUUUGCCUGAUCGGCAGGCACGUCUGAAAACGCAGUGGCGCAGUUUUGCUAUAACGGAUGUGCGAUUUAGUGCCAAUGGUCAAGACAUUUUGUCCAACAUUGGUGGUGAACAGAUUUAUCUGUUUAACCUGAACUCUCAUGAUAAAGUCGCCAAAGUCUUCAGUACGGAUACCUUACCGGAAGUAUCUAGACGGAAUGUGACGACAAUGAAUGCUGUUGCGGAACGGCUGAAGAACGAAGCAAAUGAUUGUUAUCAUCGGAAGGAUUACAACCAUGCCGUGGAAACGUAUCAUCGAGCACUGCAGUAUUGCGCGACGUCCAGUGUGCUGUACGCCAAUCGCGCGGUAGCUUUAUUAAAGCGGAAAUGGGACGGAGAUUGUUAUCAAGCACUUUUGGAUUCUUACAAGGCGUUUUUACUGGAUCCGAAAAAUGAUAAGGCGGUUUUCCGGUUGAUAAAUAGCUUGCACGGUAUUGGACGCUCUAAAGAGGCGCAGAAAUGGUUGGAAUUUUUUCGAAUGCAGCAUGCAAGCGAUGAGAGGAACCUUCUGACAACAGAAUCUUUUGUUAAUCUUGAACGUGAUAUUGCUGCGGCUGUGAAUACUCCACAUAAAAACGGGACUACAAAAGCGGGUGGUAAAAACUCUGCAGGACUGGGUAAACAGGAAACCGCAUGGAGAACUGCGGCUGUGGAUUAUGAAAGGCGUUUUGUGGGCCAUUGUAAUACGACAACGGACAUUAAGGAAGCUAAUUUUCUUGGCCAGAGCUCCCAGUUUAUUAUGGCCGGUUCCGACGAUGGGUCUUUCUACAUAUGGGAUCGUGAUUCAACAAAUUUGUUGAAAAUUCUCAAGGGUGAUACGAAUAUUGUCAAUUGCCUGCAGCCUCACCCUUUUGCCAGUUUAAUUGCCACCAGCGGCAUUGACAGCGAAAUCCGAUUAUGGAGCUCCUUAGCCGUGGACGACGAACAUUCCAGGCACAGCGAGCGGACGGAUCAUAACAUCGCAGUCGAGGAACCGAAUUUUGUUGGGAUGCAGGUUGAAGAUGUAAAUAGGGCUACGAAUGCGAAUCAGCGCAGGAUGAAUGCCGACCCAUGGAGUAUGCUGUUGUCGCCGUUUAUUCACGGGAAUCAGAACGAAGGUCAUGCUGGAAUAGUCCAUGCGGGUGACUGCGUGCAACAAUAGUUAAUUAGAACAGCAGGAAGUGAAAUGCGUUUUUUGCGGCAUUUUUGGGCUUUAAUGCCGGUAUAUGCUAUAACCGGAAGAAUGCUCGCGCUGUGAAUACGGAAAAUGGGGAUCAUUAAAGGUAGAAGAUGUGUGUGAUUAAAGGGCUCUAUUUUGGCAUGG